AAUUUAGGAUCGCACACACACUUCAUUCUCUCAAUCUGUAAAACUAGAUUAUAUUGUGUUUGUUCGGUUCCAAAAGAAUGGGAGAAUCGGCUUGUCUCAUGCAGCCACCAUUCUCGUAUGCAGCUCCUCAGGGAGGAGAAGAUUCUCUUGUUGCUUUAGGACAGUCUGUGUCCUUCGGGAGAUUCAUGUCCGAUAAACUUGACUGGGAAAAAUGGUCUGCUUUCUCUUCCCAGAACCCUUAUGUGGCCGAGGCCGAGAGAUACUCUAAGCCGGGCUCUGUUGCUCAGAAGAAAGCUUUUUUUGAAGCUCACUACAAGAAACUUGCUGCUGCUCGUAAAGCUGCUGCUGAAGAGGCCCUCUUGCUUCAACAGCAAUCCCCUCCAAUAGAUAAGCUUCCAGCUGUUCUUCAUCCACAAGAUUUCAAUGGACUUUGUAAUAGAGAUCGGCUGGUCUCAAAACCGGAUCUUCAGCUUCCUAGAGGAGGAUCCUCAGAUGCUACUCAAAUGAUAUUACUUGCAAAAGAAGGCGGUUACAGAUCAGGAUCAAAAGAAGGCGGCAGAUUUGUUAAUAGACAAUCCGAUGACAAAGAGAACUGUGUGAUGCCUGAGUCUGAUGUCAAUGGCAAUGUUUCUACACAAGUGGAGGAGGAGAAGCCUAUACUUAAGAAGAAAUCCAAAGAUUCACAGCCAAAGAGCAGUACCAAACCAAGAGUCUCUAAAUCCAGCUCAUCGGAGAGGACUCCAAGUCAGAAGAAGCCUAGCAACAAGAGCAGUUACACUUUCACGCCUGCUAAAGAGUUCAAUAGAUUAGUGUCCAUUAUAAGGAAGAUUGACGGGUCAAGAGCUUCUUCAAAACCAACCAAAGAAUGCAAAACUCCUCUCCGGACACCAUCAUCAAACGAGGUGUCUGCAAAGGGAAUCGCUGAGGAGUCAUCAUUGUCCACACCUUUAUGGAGUAACAGAAGCAAGUGCAGAGGGAAGAUGGCUGCUGAGUCUUCUGCUAAGACGGCUGGUCGAGGAAGAUGGAAUUUCCUCCCUGCGGAGACACCGAGCUGUUUUACACCGUUUGGGUUAAGAACAGAGGAGAGAGCAGAGAGAAGAAAAAAGAAGCUAGAGGAGAAAUUCAAAGCAAUGGAUGAGACACAGGACAAGGACAAGAAGCAGGAGGAGGAGGAGAGGAGUAUGGAGAAGGAAGGGAGUAAACUACGGCAAAGACUAUGCUUCAAAGCAAAGCCCCUUCCAAAUUUCUACAAACAGAGACCUAAAUGCACUGACCAAAUUAAGAAAGUGAGCUCUCGAUCACUUUCAGUGAAAUAGUCGUCGUCAAAAUGUAUGUGUCUGAGAGAUCUGUGUGGUCUUUUUUGGUAGGCUCUGUUACAGUAGCCGACGACUUUGCGCAUUUGGGGAGAAAUAUAUAUGGAACCCUUUUAUUGGACCCUCCCAAAAAAAAAAGGAUUUAGUUUGGAAUCGUUUGACAUGUUUUGGGUUUUUUUGUUUUUAUGUCAAGAAGAGAUAUUGCAUUGAAUGGCAUUGCAUCUCCUGUCUGUAUUAGUAUUCUGUAACGUGUUUAUAUAAUCU
Molecule: messenger RNA, 1577 nt
Organism: Capsella rubella
Lineage: Eukaryota; Viridiplantae; Streptophyta; Magnoliopsida; Brassicales; Brassicaceae
Product: protein WVD2-like 7
Exons: 7
Coding region: 78-1316 (412 amino acids)
Source: RefSeq, a predicted model, not a curated record